Messenger RNA from Prinia subflava (tawny-flanked prinia), 4004 nucleotides. RefSeq lists its product as uncharacterized. NCBI's taxonomy places the organism in Eukaryota, Metazoa, Chordata, Aves, Passeriformes, Cisticolidae. The transcript has a single exon. The record is from RefSeq and is a predicted model, not a curated record. Bases 227 to 2062 code for a protein of 611 amino acids.
CACUCUAGAGACUUCUUUAAUCACUGUGGUGUAAUACAUAGUUUUCUGGUUUUGUGUAUCAGUGCUGCUCUUUUGCAUUACAAUUUAUUGCCUUUAGAUGUUGCAAAUCACAUAGCUUUUUCUUAAAUUGCUUAAUUUAGUCACUUCAUUCUUUAGAUUAAAAUUGCUCGUGUAAAAUAUAAAUUUUGUGUUUUCUCAUCAAGUCCACCUUUAUCUUUUUCAUCUUAUGUUUUUUCUUUGCUUUUCUGUCUGCUUAAAGCCUGAUUCUUCAAAAAGUCUUUCCCUGUGUAACCUGAUCAUGGAGGAAACCCCAAACAGUGGGUCAUCAGAAGAUACUAACAGAUCUCAAACUGAUCUAGGUUCACUCAGCUGGGGCCUAGAUGUUAGCACACUCAGUAUCAGCCAGGAAGUCACUGCAGGCAGUUCUUUGCUUUUCCCCAGGGCAGAGCAAACCUCAAGCGAAUCUACGGGUGCUCUGCCUGCUAGUGUUUGGCCUGCAGUAGGUGAGCAGGAGGAUGCUGCACCAGGGUCAGCUUCUGUAAGCGAAAACCAGAGGACUUCACUGGAGGACCAGUUGGAUGCCAAAAAUAUCAUGUGGGAAGAUGUGGUGACCAAUCAGCUUUUAGAGAAUAUAACCAGUUUUGACACACCCAUCCUGGGAACUGAUAGUUUGUUGGAUGAACCCCUUCCAUGUGAUGUGCAAAAAGCAGAGGAAGAGCUUGAGGAAGACGAGUGGGCAGGUGUCAAGCCAAAUGAAAAGGUAGAGACUGGAGUUAACUACAAGGAGGUAGAAGGUACAAAGGAACUGGAAGAACAAGGUUGUGAAACCAAAGGAAACAGUGAGGUAGAGUUUCAUAAGGGUUUAGCAAAAUCAGAUCUUGAAAUUUUAGUCAGCACAGAGGUAGAAAAUUUACAUGAGUUUGAAUAUAAUUAUGGGGAUGCUGGGAGAGCUAGUAGUGCUAACCUAGAAAACUCUACAGAAGAAUUAAAACAGGUCAAUCUCAUUGAGGAGACAGAUAGAGAAAUACAAUCGUUGAGCACAGGGCUGGAAUGUGGGGACAAAAUAGAGGUGUACAACUGUAAGACUAUAGAAGGCACUGAACCUGAGAGAGUCCUUGGUAUCUGGGAUGAGGACCAUGAAAAUACAUUUGAGGAGGCCUUAGACCAAACUGACAGUGGUACUGGACAGAGUACAUCCAUGAAAUGUAUAAACAUGAGGACACAUGUUGACCUAGAGAUAACUGACCACACAGGAAAGUACCCUUCAGAUACUGGAAGUGAUUUUUGUGAUGCUGAAUUAUUCAGUGCAGAAGAGUCUGGUAAAGGAACUGAAGACAAUAGCAUCAGCCACCUCCCAAAUGGUAGUACCGGAACCAAAGAUCAAGUUGCUGCUGAAGAACAGGGGGCAUUGCAGCCCAAGGCAGCUGAUGCUGCUAACACAAGCUGUGAUAGUCCUUGCCUAGAUAAUGCAAAUGACCAAGUGACAGGUGGGACAGCAACAGCAGUCACUGAAGUGAUUAGCAGUGGUGUUCCUGAAGCCUUGGAAACAGAGCCUUGGCUGGCAAACUGGGAUCCAACAGUUACUAAUGAUUCCUGGGGUUUUUCUAGUCUGUCAGAUAACCAAGCCAAUGGACUGGAUAAUUGGCCAUUUUUCCCCGUGAAGCAAAACUCAGAGGAAGGUAACAUGGAAAAUGUUUGGUUAGACAUUAGUAGUAAAUGGUGUACAGAAGACCUAGGAACUACUGAUAACAGCUGGGGAGAAAUAGGUGGAAGCACAAGCCAUGUAAUACAGGAGACACCAGUAAAACAAGGUUUGCCUGGGCAACAGGCAGGCAUUAGCAAUCCUGGCCUGAGCAAGGAGAUAGCUAGACCCUUGUCUCUGUUUCAAACGGGAAAUUCCAGAAAUGCUAGCACCGAGAGUUCAACUAGUCCUAAAGACAAUGAGACCAACAACUCAGAUUUAUCUGAAGAUGAAAUUGCUAACCGGAGAUAUGGAUUGUUGUACCAGGAAAUUGAGGCUGAUAAAGAAGAGGUACCUACCCCAGUGUGUAGCCUAGUCUAGACAAAGAGUUCUUUAGGCCAUGCAUAACCUUGUUGUUUAAAAACAUGCCAUUUUUGUGUUUUCUACUGCCCUUCCUAAGUCCAUGCUGUUCUUUUUUUGAAAAAUUGCCAUGCAACUCUUCAUGGUGUGAUGCAGUUCAGCCCUUCAAGCAGGCUGACAGAAAUGCAUUUCAAAAUGGUGAAUGAAACACUGAACUGUGAAAUCACAUUGUGUCUGGCAGCUUUUGUGUUUUAUCUGUAGAUCUUUAAGUCCACCUGGUCUUUUUUUAGUUACUGUUUUUUAAAAACAUUUAAGGUACUCUGCUUUUUCUUUUUGUCAUUUUCUUUAAGCUUGUGAUGUCUGUUAUCAAAUAGCACUGUUGUAAAAUUUCUUGCUGCCUUACUCUUCCUUUUAUUAUUUUUUUCUCUCUUUUUUCACUUUUUUUCCUUUUUUUUUUUUAUGUCUGGCCUACAUUUUUAUUUUGCAAAUAAAAAUGUUUUGACUCAUGUUCAAAUUUAGUAAACAAAUGAUAAUUUGUUCUGAUCUUCACUUCUACUUAGGCAUCCACCAUAGCAUUUAAUGGAUUUGCACAGGUAAGAAAUAAACAGGUUUUAAGAUAAUUUUUUGUCUGUGCUAUUAGGAAGGCAUUAGAACUGGCUGUACAAAUUCAGAAAAUCUGUUCUAUAGACAAGCUGCAUAGCAACAUCAUACUGUCUCAAAUCCCAACCUUGUCUGUUGUCAGAAACUCUUAGAUGUUGCUCAAAAGAUUCUAAUACCAUUAGGACUCUUGGCUGACUUGAGUGUAAUGCCAAAAAAUCUGACUACCUUAAUGGGAGAGCUAUUGCCUCCUAAAAUGGAUGGUCUAGCUUUUUUAUUGUGCUCUUUUGCAGAUUAUUUUUCUCACAAUCCCAAAAUCCUGUAAAGCAUGUUUUCAGUUUUACCUGUUUUCAGUAACUCUGCAUGUAAAUAUAUAAGGAGUUUUAUUUUUUUUAUCUUCAUUUUCAGUUAGGAUAUAUUUUACUCUCAAAGUUUAACCGAAAUUAUUUAUCUGCUGUGGUGCUGAUGGUGAGUCUGUGGCAUGCAUCACAGAGAUACAGCACAUAAAGACACCACGUUUAUGCUUUCAGAUUCCAGGGCUGUGUCAAGGUCCUGAAUUUCAGGUUGAUAAUAUAGGGCCUCAUUAUUUUCCAGCAUUCUCUUAGAGACUGGGUCAGCCACAGCACACCCUGUACACCAAAUUUUAAAAGUACCCAAAAAGGCCCAGCUUCUAUAGGGAUAGAAAUGAGUCUUCCAAUGAUUACCCAUUCUUCUCCGGGACACUUAGUUUAGUAAAGGAUCCAGAUGGAAGGGGCAAAGCACAAGGCUCUAAUAAUUAAGGCAAAAUGUUUAUCUGGAGAAAAUAAGUAUUUUCUGUCUCCUCUGUGGAAGAAAAAUAAUUUGGCCCAGCAGUAUAUUGGAAAUUAAUUGGUUCUGAAUGAGUGAGAUGUUGGAAUACACCUCAAUUUUUCUGCUUUCUUAAUGCAGGUAAAAUUUUGGAUUUGUAGUUACUGUAGUUAUUACUCAAAUAAAAGCCCACGAUCAAGAAGUAGCUUAGAGCUGGCAUACUCUCCAGGCACAGCUAUGUGUAAUCUGCAAAAAGGAUUCAGAGUUCCACAACUUAGAAGUGCACUGCACCUUAAAGGAAGUCCUUGUGAAUCACGUGUAUUUAAUAAAGGGUAUGAGUCACAUGUAUUCACUACCUUUAGUGAAUAGAAAAAUCUUGGUUUAAAAACAUUGAAUAUAAAAUUGAAAAAAUAAUGGUUUUAAUAUUAGUAGUACUCAGAUAAUCUAAAUACAUAUAAAAAUAAUUUUUAGUUAAGUUGUAUUUGCCAUCUUAUUCUAUGUGAAUGUACUUAGUGACUUUACCUGAAUAAACCAUUAAAAAGUCAGGUCUUCAAUGGACACCUGCAAAUAUCCUCUCUCA